AAAACACCCUCCGCUUCGUUUCGUUCCGCUCCCAGUAGAUUUCCACCGCCUCCCGUCGUUCCCGACUCCCCGCCACCGCCGCUGCUGCGCCGCCUCUCCAGGUCUCGCUCGCCGACCGACUCCCUCACAAGGACUCUUCAGGGAAUUCUGCUCCGCCCCUGAUCCUUGGAGGAGAGGAGAUGUCGGACUCCGAGGAGCACCACUUCGAGUCGAAGGCCGACGCCGGCGCGUCCAAGACCUACCCACAGCAGGCCGGCACCGUCCGCAAGAACGGCUACCUCGUCGUCAAGAACCGCCCCUGCAAGGUUGUGGAGGUUUCAACCUCUAAAACUGGGAAGCAUGGUCAUGCCAAGUGCCACUUUGUCGCUAUUGACAUCUUCAAUGGCAAAAAGCUUGAAGAUAUUGUCCCCUCUUCGCACAACUGUGAUGUUCCUCAUGUAAAUCGCACUGAAUACCAGCUCAUUGAUAUAUCUGAGGAUGGAUUUGUGAGUCUUCUGACUGAAAAUGGUAACACCAAAGAUGACCUGAGGCUCCCAACUGACGACAACCUGCUUAGUCAGAUCAAGGAUGGCUUUGCUGAAGGAAAGGACCUGGUGGUGACGGUCAUGUCUGCCAUGGGAGAGGAGCAAAUCUGCGCGCUGAAGGACAUUGGCCCAAGGAACUAAUCUCGCGCCAUAUAUAGGUCACAUGUCUGCUGGGUUUCGGUCAAGGAUUUUUUCUUGGGGGGCCUUUUGUGUAUUAAGGAGCACGGAUCACUGAUGAUACACAUAGUUGCAACCAAUAGGAGGCAAAUAUUUUUUGUUCAGUUUUUGCUCUUGCCUUGCUCUUUCGUUGGUAUGCAGCCGUGUCUGCCGCUAUCAGACUCAGAGUGGUAUUCUUGUACGGCAUCUCAUCUGGACCACGCUGUUAACUAUUUAUCCUGAUUCCUGAGGUCGCUUUUGUAGUU
Panicum virgatum (switchgrass) is the source of this 946-nucleotide messenger RNA. RefSeq names its product eukaryotic translation initiation factor 5A-like. Gene Ontology annotation, biological process: positive regulation of translational elongation; positive regulation of translational termination. The coding region runs from base 180 to 665 and encodes 161 amino acids. The transcript has 6 exons. Lineage: Eukaryota; Viridiplantae; Streptophyta; Magnoliopsida; Poales; Poaceae. Gene Ontology annotation, molecular function: ribosome binding; translation elongation factor activity; RNA binding. The record is from RefSeq and is a predicted model, not a curated record.